AUGAGUAUGGCUGACCACGGCUGCUCAACAGCCCCGUUCGUCGUCGACUUUGCGCCCCCAGCGAUUGUAGGACACGCGCAGAUCACAAUCGACCGCGCCAAGACGGCUUCUGUGCGAGUGUUUCUAAGCAUUCUCGGACGAAUAAUCAUCCACGGCUCAUCGCACUGCUCAAUUUUGAAAGCCUCCUCCAAAUCUACGCUCACGUGCUUUGAUCCGCCCUUCAUCGAGACUUUUUCGUCACAUCACGAUCCAACCAUGAGUGACAAGUCUCAGGUUUCGGCGGAGGCUGCAGGCGGAGAAGUCAAGCCUCUGGUGGGCUUCUUGGGCCCCCAGGCCUCGUACACGCACCAGGUAGACAUCUUCGAGGUCGUACAAGCCGGCGAAGUCGCUUUUGGCGUCGUUCCCGUCGAGAACUCAACCAAUGGGUCCGUCCUGUUCACGCUGGACAACUUUGCCGAUCGCAACGGCUUGUACCCAGACAUUUCGGUCUGCGGGGAGAUCUACCUCGACGUGCACCACUUUCUCGUCGGCCGCCGUCCGGACCCGGUUCACGACGCCGCCGCCGGCCCGGGACUACGGGGAGGAGACGAAGGCUCCGGCGCCUGCACGCCCACGGCAUCGGACCCGAACCCGCUGAAGCCGCGGACGAAGCCACUGUGCAGCCUCAAGCACGUCCGGCGCCUGUACUCGCACCCGCAGGCGUGGGGCCAGUGCGUCGCCUUCUUGCAGACGUACCUCAAGGGUAUCGAGGCCAUCGACGUCAGCUCGACGAGCCGCGCGGCGGAGCUGGUCAGCCUGGACGAGACGGGGACGAGCGCCGCCAUCUCGAGCGAGAUCGCGGCGGGUAUGCACGGCAUCGACGUGCUCGCGCGGACGAUUGAGGACCGCGAGGAUAACACAACGCGGUUCUUCAUCAUCCGAAAGGGGCUGGACGAGAAGCAAAAGAUGCCAGGCCACUGCGUGAAACCAAAGACGAAGACAAAGUCCAUGGUGUCGUUCACGGUCCCGCACGAGGCUCCCGGCGCGCUGGCGGACGUGUUGGAGUGUUUCCGGCGCUACGGGACGAAUCUUACGAGCAUCAACAGCCGGCCGAGCCUGACGGCGCCGUUCAACUAUGUCUUCUUCGUCGAGUUUGAGGGGCACCGGUUCCGGGAUCCGGAGGCGAGGGUCAAGGGGGCGCUGGACGGGGUGGCUCGGGUGGCGGAGAGAUGGCGGUGGCUUGGGAGCUGGGAGGACCAGCGGUCGUGA
Messenger RNA from Colletotrichum tamarilloi, 1248 nucleotides. Its product is annotated as prephenate dehydratase. The coding region runs from base 1 to 1248 and encodes 415 amino acids. The transcript is spliced from 5 exons. The record is from RefSeq and is a predicted model, not a curated record. Gene Ontology annotation, cellular component: cytoplasm. Gene Ontology annotation, biological process: L-phenylalanine biosynthetic process. Gene Ontology annotation, molecular function: prephenate dehydratase activity. Lineage: Eukaryota; Fungi; Ascomycota; Sordariomycetes; Glomerellales; Glomerellaceae.